UCAGCAUAACUCGCAUCUGUUUCAUUUUCCAGAUGUGUAAGCGAGAAUCCUACCUUGAAGCAGGGAACAGGGCCAGCACCAGCACGGAUUGAGGUGUACUCAUCCAACGUCCGGAGAUAAGAGGGUCAGUAGCUUGUCCAACAGUCUUUCCCAAGCGCUGACCAUUCGCCCAAUUCAGUAGUUCGGGCAUCUUUCGAAGGUGAAGCUUCGUGUCUUGCACUCGAGGUUGAGGCCAUUCAACUCAAAACAGGGGCUGUCUACACAGCAGCAAUAAAGCCCUAAAUUAUCGUGGUACCACAGCGGAGCCUCCUGGUACGCGGCCGCAGCCUGAGCCGAUUUGCGUAUUCCUGUGUAUCGCCCAAUGCAGAAACUAGGAUUUGGAGUCACCUGAGAUGCAUUAUUUCGACCGCAAGUCCGCGAUUGUAUAACCAUUACCUGUCUUGUGCAGCCGGCGUCUCAACGAUCGACCGCUCUUGGACAUGUCAGAAACAAGACAUGCGAUGGAUGCAGAUCAGAUUAUCGUGAACUCAGUCAAGAUGCUCAUAUAAUAUCACAUCUAAUGCAGGACUGCUCCUGUGCGAGUAAAUCAUAUACUAUAUUAAAAUUUGCACACGACGACCUUAUACUUUAUCAACGGGACAGGCAAUUCACAGCGGCUUUCUAUACAAUAUCAAAGUGAUUGUUGCGCAAGCGUCCUACGCCAUGUCUCGCUCAGCUUCAUCGCCAGCGGAAAAGACUGCGAGCUCCUCGGGUUGGACCCCAGAGGAAGAUGCGCUAUUGAGAGCCGCAGUCGCUGAGAGAGGACAAUCUCGUAAGACCAUAAAGUGGCAGAGCAUAGCCCGUCAACUUCCCAAUAAAACCAGUCAAGAGUGUCGCAAACGGUGGUACUAUCACUCCUCACAACCUCUUCGCCGAGGGCCGUGGUCUCGAGAAGAGGAUACGAAACUCUGCUUAGGAGUUCGUCAGUUUGGCACAAGAUGGAUCAAAGUCGCAGAACUGGUAGGAACACGGAACGGUGACCAGUGCUACAAGCGAUGGACAGAUAGUUUGGACCCUCAGAUAGACAAGAGCCCUUGGACGGCCGAAGAGGACUCAAUAUUACUCGAAAGUGUCCAGAAGAUGGGCAGGAAUUGGAAGGAAAUCGUAAGCGCGAAACUGCCCUACCGGACAGGGCUUGCAGCCAAGAACCGGCAUUCGCUUCUCCAGCGGCAGAUCCAGAAUGGUCAACUCGUUGCAUCUACCCACUCGGAUGAGUCGGAAGAUGGGUCACCACCCCCAGCCUCCACUUAUCCACCUUCACCGGACGGCUGCGACAACAGUAUGUCAGAUUGGGCAGCUCAGACGGGAACCCCAAGUGAUCACCAUGAACCCAGCUUCAACAUGUCAGAGCAAUACGAUGGCAGCAUAAUAAAUCUCGACUCCUUCUAUUGGGAAAUGAGUCCUGAUUUCAACAAUAAUAUGGAGCAAGUAGAGUUCUUCGAAAACGCCGAGCUCUCAACGGCGGAUUCUCUCUCCACGCUCGACUAUCAGGCAUACUCUACCUCAGCAUCAACGUCGCAGGAAUGGCAUUCGGUAAACGGCAUGUUCUCCGGUGGCGAUAAUACUACCCUGCUUGACUGGGAUCCAGCUUCUCCAACACAACAAGCACAGGAACUCUUCGUUGCCCCGCAAGGCCAGGAGUAUACGACAAGAGACGUUAUCUUAAAGGCAACUUGUUAUGAGGGACAUGCCGAGUUUGCGAUGGAGGAGAUGGCAAAACUUGCCAACGGAUUAACACUAAAGGGCCGAGUCAAGAACUUCAGUUUUUCGGCGCAAUAG
Xylaria bambusicola is the source of this 1818-nucleotide messenger RNA. RefSeq lists its product as uncharacterized. The record is from RefSeq and is a predicted model, not a curated record. The transcript has 4 exons. The coding region runs from base 703 to 1818 and encodes 371 amino acids. Lineage: Eukaryota; Fungi; Ascomycota; Sordariomycetes; Xylariales; Xylariaceae.